AUGUCGGGUCAUGUCGUUUAUUCCUGCGCCUGCCUAAAUGUCCGUCUACACCUCGCAAACAACUACUAUUCAGAUCGUCACGAUGCUCACCGGGCAGCAGCAUUCAUUCGUCUAAGCGAUCCUCAUUUGGAAGGCUGGCAAUUUGAGCUCGGCAUGGGUGGUGUACAAUCUGAAUACAACACGCUCAUUCGAACAAGAGCUCGUGAUGACAACUGGAUGACGGUGUCUUGCUUGAAUUGCACUACUGGUGACGUUUAUUCCAUACAACGACCCACCAAGCCCACUAUAGUCUAUCCUGUGGAUGCUCAAGACCUUUAUCGACAAGGCGAUCGUGUGAUUAUUCACAGGGAAACAAUUUAUGGUGAAGACAUUGACAAGCUUAAGCAACAUACCAAUUAUUCCAGCAACUUUGGUAUUGUGUUAUACACUGAUGCAACAGAAAUCUCGGCUGAUGAUGAAGCAAGUGUACCAGGCGAGCUAUAUUCUCAGCAUACUCAACUCAGCCAACAAUUGGAACGAUCGCUGAAUCAGAUGAAAUCAGAAACCGACGCACGCAUUGAACGCUAUCGGCAGGAACAAUUGGCUGCACUCGAACGUGCCUCUGCAAAGGCAAAAUACGAUCGACAACUUUUAUGGCACAAAAUGUUGGAGGUAUCAAGGACGGUGCAUGAGCAAGAACAACAACAAAAAGGACACGAUCAGGAUACUUCCGAAUCUUUAUCAAGGAGUUUUGUUCGAUUUGAAGCACAUGAUGGAAUGCGACAACAGCAACAACAACCCUCAUCGUCAUCUAUGGGGAUUUCAGCAUCACCAGCUCGUUCGGGUAGCCGUUCAUUUGUGAAACCAUCAUCACUUCGUGCAUCCAGCUUUGCUCUAGACGAACAUCAUAUUUCAUCCAGCCUUCGAGAUAAACAAUUUCAUCCCGUUUCACAAGAUGAUGAAGAUCAACCACUUUCUUCAGAUGAGGAUAGCGAAGGAAUGUUCGAAUUGGAUGAGGAUAUGGUAUCCGAGGAAAAGCAAGGAGAUGAAAAGGGCAAAGGCAAAUCAACACCCACAUGGAGCAAACGAAGAUCCAGUACCAAGUACAUCCCAGGAUUUGAAGUGGAGGAAAACAUACAUAUCGAACAAGAGGAUGAUCAAGAUCCAUUAUCGACAUCUGUUUCUGCCUAUGCUACAUCAGUACCUAUUGCUAUCAGCUAUGAGCAACAUACACCCAAAUUUACCCAAGGAUCAUUCAAUGAGAACGCCGUCAACCCUGCUGAUCAAGAUCCUACAAACGUAAGAAGCAGUGUACAGAAAAAUACCCGCCUCGAUCAACAACAACAACAACAACAAGCAAAGAGCCUUGUCAGCUUUGAUCGAUUUUCCCUUGCUGAUCAGGAAGCAUCCCUGCUAUUCCCACCACAUCAACAACGUCGCAAGUCAAUCGCUGUUACCCGUACCACCCAUCGUCCUCAGCUGGAUGGACUCGUGGGUCAAUCUCUGGAUACUCGAAGCAGUCGACGCAUGUCUUUAUUAAGGCAGGAUGGAUCACCUACCCAUAGUGCAUCAGAUGAUGAGGAUGACAAAGGACCCAUGAUUCCACCUCAUGUGUUGGCUGCCAAUACUUAUAAUGAUGAAACGGAAGAACUCUUUGGUGCAGUGCCUCGAAGCGGUACUUGGCGAAAAACCUUUGAGUAA
This is a messenger RNA of Lichtheimia ornata, 1680 nucleotides long. RefSeq lists its product as uncharacterized. Gene Ontology annotation, cellular component: cytoplasm. Gene Ontology annotation, biological process: neurotrophin TRK receptor signaling pathway; negative regulation of protein kinase activity; negative regulation of TOR signaling. The transcript has 6 exons. The record is from RefSeq and is a predicted model, not a curated record. NCBI's taxonomy places the organism in Eukaryota, Fungi, Mucoromycota, Mucoromycetes, Mucorales, Lichtheimiaceae. Bases 1 to 1680 code for a protein of 559 amino acids.